Messenger RNA from Carassius gibelio (silver crucian carp), 7286 nucleotides. RefSeq names its product kelch-like protein 29. The record is from RefSeq and is a predicted model, not a curated record. NCBI's taxonomy places the organism in Eukaryota, Metazoa, Chordata, Actinopteri, Cypriniformes, Cyprinidae. The coding region runs from base 349 to 2931 and encodes 860 amino acids. The transcript is spliced from 14 exons. Gene Ontology annotation, molecular function: protein binding.
CACACGCACCGGAGGCCGUCAGAGCGCACUGACUCUCCAAACACACACACACACACACACACACACACUCUCUCUCUCUCUCGCGCGCUAAAGAGACCAGCAUCUUCCUCCUCCUCCUCAUCUUCCCAUCACCGCGUGCACGAGCGUUCAGCAUCAUCACUGACAGCAGCGCGAGGGAUUCUCACACAAUGAAAGAAACGCGCGCAGCUUCAUCUGAAGGUGGCGUGUGAUGUAGAGGAGAACAGCACACGACUGUCUUAUAUGAUGUGCAUCGAUCAGAGACACUGUGUGGUGUUCUCCAGCUUGCCGUGAUCAGAAGUGUCUGUCGUUCUCCCGCUCCGUUCUGUGAUGAUGUCGCGGUACCAUCAGCGUUUUGAGCGGGAUUUCCGCAGCGUGUGGGAGCGGAGGGAGCGCUGCGGCUCCAACAGCGGCUGCGGUGGCACCGUUAACGGCUGCGUCUCCACCUCUGCCUCCUCCAUCCCAAACAACCGUCCCGGCCUCCUGCCCUUGCCUGUCAUCCCCUCACUGCUGCCCACCCCGGUCACCGGAGCAUCCAGCACGGCCAAUAACGAGCUGAGCUGCAAGCGAUUAGCCUCCACCUGCACCACCUCAGUGACUAAGGUCUCUGGGCACCCGUCGGCAGACACGCAGACUCAGGGCCAGGUCCUGGCUAAUAGUGUCCGGUGGGGACAAACACCCAUUAACCAGUCCACGCCCUGGGACACAGAUGAGCCGCCCGCAAAACAGAUGAGGGAGAAAGAUAUCACAGCUCCUCUAUGGCCACCACAAGUUGCUGCGGCUGUCAGCCAGGCUGGACUCUUGGCACACACAUACGCCCUUCAGCAACCACCCGUUUACAGCCAGGGUGUGACCGUCCAAGCACCCAUCGUCGGUGUGACCCCGGCACUCCAAACCCCACAUCCACAAUUACCCACACACUACCAACUCCCACAGCAGCCUUCACAGCCAAUGACCAACAUGGUCCUCAACAUCCAGAGCCAAUCCCUCACCAUCGGUGGCCUGCCUCCAAUGCCCAACGUCUGCCAGAUCUCCCAUCCUGUCCACACGGUGGUGGGCAACGGCCACUUGACGCAUCCCAUGGUGCAAUCCGCCACCAUGAGCUCUUCGGCGCUGCCCACCAAUGGGGCACUAAUGAACGGCCAGCAGGAAAGCACCAACAACGGCCUGCAGAUGCUGAGAACGGUCGGAUUGGGGAAAUACGAAUUCACCGACCCCUGGCAUCCCAAAGAAAUGUUGAAGGAAUUGAACCAGCAGCGGCGAGAGAAAGAGUUUACAGACCUGAAAAUAAUUGUUGAAGGCAAAGAGUUUGAAGUCCAUCAAAAUGUUCUAGCUUCCUGCAGCUUGUAUUUCAAGGACAUGGUGAAAAGGUUAUCGGGAGAGAACAGAAACGGUGAGAAGAUGCAGCUGACAAUGAGCAACAUCAGUUCAGAGGUUCUGGAGCUUCUCCUGGAGUUUGUUUACACCGGCUCCCUCAUUAUCGACUCGGCCAACGCCAAGACCUUACUGGAGGUGGCCAACAAGUUCCAGUUCAACACUUUUUGCAAAGUCUGUGUCUCCUUCCUCGAGAAACAGCUGACGGCUGCUAACUGUCUGGGAGUGUUGGCCAUGGCCGAGGCGAUGCAGUGCACCGAACUCCACAACAUGGCAAAGGCCUUCGCCCUGCAGAACUUCCCCGACGUGGCCGGUCAGGACGAGAUCCUCAACAUUUCCAAAGAAGACCUGGUCAGUUACAUGUCCAACGACAGCCUGAACACGAAAGCAGAAGAGCUGGUCUACGAGACGGUCAUCAAAUGGAUAAAAAAGGACCCCAGCAGCCGAGUGCAGCAUGUGUCUGAGCUGUUGGCGGUGGUACGGCUUCCGUUCAUCCAUCCCAGCUACCUGCUGAAUGUGGUGGACAACGAGGAGCUGAUCAAAUCUUCAGAGGCCUGCAGAGACCUGGUGAAUGAAGCCAAGCGCUACCACAUGCUGCCACACGCCCGCCAAGAGAUGCAGACGCCCAGAACUCGCCCGCGACUGUCUGCCGGUGUCGCUGAGGUGAUCGUGCUGGUGGGGGGGCGCCAGGUCAUCGGCAUGAACCAGCGCUCGCUGACAGCCGUCACUUGCUUCAACCCUCAGAACAACAAGUGGUACCCCCUGGCCAGCCUGCCUUUCUACAACCGCGAGUUCUUCUCCGUCAUAUCGGCGGGGGAUAAUAUCUACCUGUCAGGUGGCACUGAGUCUGGAGUCACGCUGGCAGACGUGUGGUGCUACAUGUCCCUGCUGGAUAAUUGGAAUCUGGUGUCACGGAUGACAGUCCCGCGCUGCCGGCACAACAGCGUGGUGUACGACGGCAAGCUUUACACCAUCGGAGGACUCGGAGUGGACGGGAACCUGGAUAAUGUGGAAAGGUACGACACCAUCACUAACCAGUGGGAGAUGGUGGCUCCUUUGCCCAAACCUGUCCAUUCUGCGGCGGCGACUGUGUGUGGAGGGAAGAUCUAUGUGUUUGGAGGAGUGAACGAGGCCGGCCGCUCUGCUGGAGUACUUCAGUCAUAUGUGCCUCAAACCAACGCCUGGAGCUUUAUUGAGUCGCCCAUGAUCGAUAACAAAUACGCUCCUGCUGUGACUCUGAAUGGCUAUAUCUUCAUCCUGGGAGGAGCGUAUGCCAGAGCCACCACCAUCUACGACCCUGAGAAGGGAAACAUCAAAGCAGGACCCAACAUGAACCACUCCAGACAGUUCUGCAGUGCGGUGGUCCUGGAUGGGAAGAUCUAUGUGACCGGUGGCAUCGUGAGCAGCGAGGGUCCAGCGCUGGGAACCAUGGAGGCCUUUGACCCCUGUACAAACGUGUGGACGCUGCAGCAGAGCAUGCCCUGCCCGCUCUUCAGACACGGCUGCGUGGUUAUUAAGAAGUACAUUCAGAGCGGCUGACGCUGACACAGGCCAACACGACUCCACCGUCUCCUGCACACCGGACACCCACUUUCACAACACGGCCAGGAUUAGCAGUGCUGAUCCCGAAGCUGCGCUCACUUUCUGACACCCACUGGGAAUGUAGAAGCUAAUCAUUUCUGCCGGGCGCAAACGGGCCUUCGUGUAAUAUAGCGCACCUGACAGAGCUGUCCUUGAUGUGUGUGUGUGUGUGUGUGUCGUGGCUCUAGCCUUAAUGCUCUGUGGCCAUUCGGAUUGAACUUUUUUACACAAUACCUUUUUAUCUUCAUUUACAGAGUUCACUAGGUUUUUGCAUUGCCACCGUUUUAAUGUUUGCAUUACUUUCAUUCUUCUUUCUUUGAGCAAUACUGUAAAAUCACAGCGUCUGGUUUCAAUAAUCCAUGUGAUGAUGGUUCACUCAGUCGUAUCGCUUUUUCACCAUCUCCAUUUGAAAGCACUUUUUAAUAAUGUAGGGAAGACAGAGUUGUCGAACAAGCACUGAAACCUCAUGUGAUCGCUUCCAUAAGCUCCACCUUCUUUAGUUACUGUGGCUCACUCAGACAAGCACGUCCCUGCAGAUUUCAGUGCAAUUGUUAGUAAAAUGAAUUUGUGAAGCGGUGAAAUGGAUUGGAUGUUAUUCGUACGUGGGCUGGAAUGAAGCGUGGAUCUUUUAUCUGCCGUUUUGGAUCCGAAACUGAUAAAUUAUGCAGUAACGUGAUUAAAAAUGGCAGAGACUGUGAACAGAGGCUGCCAAAUGCUUCUCGCAGUCACCGAAAAGAGAAAAGCAAUCACGGCUGAUCACAUUAGUGUAAGUGAACACAGCUAGUUACCACCGCAGAUACUAUAUCAUCUGAAUUAAUAUGCACAGAAAAUGACAUGCACUGCAAAAAAUGUUCUUAGUUAGUAUUUUGCCUGGUUUUCUUUAUACAAUCAUCUAAUGAUUUAAAUUCAAGAUACGUUUACUUUGCCAGGAAAAUGACUAAAGUCUUGUUUUCUGAAAAAAUAAAAAUUAUCUGUCAGUGCAUGGGUCAGAAAAAUAAACGUAAUUAAAAGGGGAAACAAGAUUAUUUUUCUGACCUCACUGCCAGAUAUUCUUGUUUCAAUCAAAAACUCACUAAGUUUAAUUAAUACUUUUUUUUCGAAAAAUUAUUUUAUGCCAUUUUGAAUCUAAUGUAAAUAUUAAGAAUGUUUAGAUAUUUAUACUAGAAAACAAGAAAAAAUAUUAAUAAAUAUGUAUUUAUUUAAUACAUGAAUCUUGUUUUCCAGUUAAAAUAUUUAAAAAUAUUUGAAACCAAAUAAAUUUAUGGUAACACUAUAGAAUAGGUAACACUAACUAUUAACAAGACAUUUCUCUCAAUAAAUUAUUAAUUUGCUGCUUAUUAAAAGUUAGCAGUUGUUAGGUUUAGGAAUUGGGCAAUAUUAGAGAUGUAGAGUAAGGUCAAGUAGAAUAAGGCAUUAAUAUGUUGCACUAAUACAUGGCUAAUAUUCUAGUAAUAUGCAUGCUAAUAAGCAACUAAUAGGUGUUACCUAUUCUAAAGUGUUACCAAAUUUACUAAAGCAACACUGCAUAAGUUAUUAGCACUAGUUUUUUGAGGUUGCAUCUUUAAUACGAGUGUAUUUUGUCUUAAUGCACUGCAUGUUUUUCACUUGUUUUAAGUAUAAACAAGUUAAAAACAAAUGGAAAAAUCAGCCAGUGCAGUAAGACAGAAUUCUCGUAUAUUAAAGAAAGAAUCUAUGAAAACCAUAUCUUAUGCAAUACCUUAUGCAGUGUGGCUUCUCAAGUAGACUUGUGACAAAUCAAAAAUAUUAAUUAAAAACCUAAGUUUUUUUUUUGCAAUUCUGGCUGACAUCUUACGUUAAUUUGGGAAUGAGGGCGACAGUAUAAUUUGUUACACAAGCUUUAUUUGAAGAUUUGAAAAAAGAAUUUAAAAUUAUUCAGACACACAGAUCCUCUAUAGGCUUAUGUUAGAAAGGAGCAAGAGCUUGUCUGAUUAUAUGGUACACGGCAACAGUUGCCAAGGUAGGACUGGCGAGGGGUCAAUUAUAAUCAGGCCUGGACAGAAUGUGUUUUUUGGAAGUCAACAUUAAAUCAAAAAUUACCCUGUUUAUUUAUUUAUUUUUCUUAGUGAAUGAUUCACUGUUGCACGUUAUUCUAGAGAAUCAACAAAAUUGGCUUUGUAUCUUUCAUCAAACUGGAAUAACUUGAAACAACCUUUGAAACUACUUUCCCUUUUUAUACUGGAAUUAAUUUUUUUUUUCUUUUUUUUAUCGAUGCUCUUAUCUUGUUUUUAUAUCUUGAAUUAUAUUUCUAUUUUCCUUUCCCCCGUUGGAAAGCAGUUUUAUCCUGUUUCAAGCAAAAACUUCAUUUUAACUUCAUUUUAGAGAGGUUUAUGCUUAAAACAAGAAAAAACAAAAGUCAACUGGGAAAGAAAAUGAAACUUAGUGCAAGAUAUAUUCAGUGCAAACGAGUCCUGUCCUUCAAACACCUGCCUCUAUUGUACACCAUCCCAUCAAUUUGUGAUAGAUGAAAUCAAGCAUACGUUGACAUUAAAAACUGUGAUGCAGAUUUUGAUUAUAACUUACAUCUGCACAACUUGACAUCUGGUAGGUUUAUUAUAAGAUACUAACCAAACACAGAAGACUAUAAUAAUUUGAGAUGUGUGAAGACCUUGCAUUUACAGGAAUUGAUGCCAUUUAAGACCUGUAAUCGGAGACAUCUUGAACCAGAAUCUGAAUUUGGGCUUGAACUGAACUGGAACUGAACUGAAAUGACAUUUGUAGCUUGAAUUUCUUUUCUUUUCUUUGGACCGUUUUACUUUUUUCUUGCACGCAGCCAAAGCACAAAACAUCUGAGACUCUGAAAGAGAACAGGAAGUGUUUGCCUUCAGUUCCUCUGCAUUGCCAAACCACCAAACGUGGACAUGCUGUCCGACAGGGAGCACGAUUCUCUGUACACGAAAGUAACUAAAGUUUAUUUUAGGACCUUUACAUGUCAACAGACUGUUUCUAGACAAAAUGUAUAUACUAUAGUAUGUUGAAGAAAUGUUAUGUACAAAACACAAGCUGUUAUCGUUUGAAUUAAUGAUCAUGUUUCAUCAUUAAUUAGAACAAUAACAUGUAUGCAAAAUACAAUGUACAUUCGUAAUGAAAGAAUCACGGGUCUCUUGUUUAUUUUGACUCUAAGUGUUGGGAAUCAAGUUGAGCUGUUUCAUUAAGUACAGUUUAAUCUGUUUGAUGAUAAAACAGUUCCCACAGAUGCAUGUUGAAUAAGGCCAUAUCUUAAGACCAGAAUAUCACUGGACUCUUUUCAGAUGAUGCACAUCUAUAAUCCACUCCAGACACCUUGAAAAUAACAACUAGAGACCAAAAUAUCACAAUAGACUUUUUUAAUUAAACUUGUUACACACCUAGCAACGGUUUGCAUUCAGAAAAUAAACACGUGUUGAAUAUCUUUGCCGCAGUAAAUUGGGAUUGACUUUCACCGGUGCAUGACGCACCUUUCAGAACAGUAGAGGUGAACGUGAAUUCCUCCCCCACCGCCUAUCCAAUAAUAAUAUAAGUUUUGAUUAUCAUGAUAAUGUAGGACGGUCUUAUCAUCAUCGCAGAUGUAUUAUAUUGGCUUAUGCCCUUAAGCCGUCACGCGGCAUGAAUAAAAAUGUGCCGUUGGCUUUGUGCCGGCUUUUGGCAUUCUCCAAAUGCUCCCUUCCAAUAUUUACUGAUGUGGAACAGUUCAUUUCCUCUAUGCUGUUGUAGCAGCCUCCCUCCCUCUCUUCUUCUCCAACAGCCUGCUGUCUAAAUGGCAUUAAAAAAGCCAAGCCAUGUGACUCUGUUCUGGCAGGAUCUGUAAACGCACACGGCAUCUUCCAGCCUCUGCACCUGUCUACCUCCAUCUCUUGCCACGAGCCGCCGGGCCCCUCCUUCAGAUAAUAUAUCGCCAUCCCAUCCAUCAAAAUCAGUUACCCAACCCCUUCUGGCAUUUAGAUAAACUAGGCCACCGUUCCUGGUUCUCAUAUCCUGUGGGUAUGUUCCCCAUGCUGCAAACUCGCUCUUUAUGCCUCGUUGUUUGUGUUGCUGUGUUCUGAUGUGGACCGGCGGAUUCACAUUAAACUUCUAGAACAGAUCUUGACAGUGUAAAAACAGGUAAAACUGUAAAAAGUUUUGAUAUUUUACCUCCCUCGUAGAGUCAUUUACUCUUGACUCAAUGCCACCUCUCGAAAACUUUAGUAGCCAGAAAACUUACAAAUGAGGAACGGUUUGGCCUGAUGUAUAAUGCUCUUUGUUUCCUGAGUUUCUUGAACUUUUCAUAAACUUUCUUCAUAAUCGUUUCAUGUUAUCUUGUUAUUUACAUACAUACA